Messenger RNA from Nicotiana tabacum (common tobacco), 1041 nucleotides. RefSeq lists its product as uncharacterized. Gene Ontology annotation, molecular function: acid phosphatase activity. The record is from RefSeq and is a predicted model, not a curated record. NCBI's taxonomy places the organism in Eukaryota, Viridiplantae, Streptophyta, Magnoliopsida, Solanales, Solanaceae.
UUGGUAGAUAAAAGAGGGUGUUGGCGGCACGGAAAGCGUGGAUGCGGGAGAGAUGGGAGACGAAAAGGUGAAGAAUGAAGCAAUGGAGAUAAUGGGAAUGUUCCAAGUGCUGCCUCGUCUCGUCGUCUUCGAUCUCGAUUAUACUCUCUGGCCUUUUUAUUGUGAAUGCCGCUCCAUAAAUGAAAAACCAUCUAUGUAUCCUCAGGCCAAAGGUAUCUUACAUGCCCUCAAGGACAAGGGAGUUAAUGUUGCUAUUGCCUCACGAUCACCCACUCCAGACAUAGCAAACGCUUUCCUUAAAAAAUUGGGGAUAAAACCAAUGUUUGUAGCUCAGUUGACUUCCUCGCAACCCCUCUUUACAUGGUCGAGGAGUGGGAAUAGUAGGUUGGAAGAGAGAAAGACAAAGAAAAUAGAGAUAUUCUCCAGUUGGACACAUAAGACAGAACACUUUCAGAAAAUCAACCGGAAGACGGCGGUGCCCUAUAAUGACAUGCUGUUUUUUGAUGAUGAAAAUCGGAACAUACAGGCGGUUUUAAAAAUGGGUGUCACAAGCAUAUUAGUGGGCAAAGGGGUAAAUUUAGGGGCUUUCAGGCAAGGACUCUCCGAGUUUGUUCAGAAUUCUGCUUCAGUGGAAAAGAACAAAGAACGAUGGCGCAAAUUCUCAAAAGAACCAGGUUCAUCUAAAAGCGACACAUAAUGAUGUCCCCAGCAUAAAAAGAAAGAGACAGGUCUCGUAUGAUAUACAGCACUCUGGAUAGUGGAAAAACAUCUUCAUUUGCAAUGAGUCAAAUAUUAGAAAAGGCUUUUAGUUGGUGAGCUGGAGGAAUAGAUUCAAAGAGCAAUGCUAUGAUGCGAUUUUUAGUCUCAGAAUUCUGGCCGCCAUGGCCAUCACCAUGCUGGUACAUGCAUUGUGCCAUUCUUGCUAGGUUCAUAGCACUCGUAACAAACAUCUUAGGGAAGGGGUGUGCUGCUACAUUAUGAGCUUCGUUCAGUUUCUUCCACGUCUCACUAAUCAAAAGCUUAAUAUGUUGUCGAGCAUCU